Phragmites australis (common reed) is the source of this 1444-nucleotide messenger RNA. Its product is annotated as translocase of chloroplast 34, chloroplastic-like. NCBI's taxonomy places the organism in Eukaryota, Viridiplantae, Streptophyta, Magnoliopsida, Poales, Poaceae. The record is from RefSeq and is a predicted model, not a curated record. The transcript has 8 exons. Gene Ontology annotation, biological process: intracellular protein transport. Gene Ontology annotation, molecular function: GTP binding; protein-transporting ATPase activity. Bases 181 to 1161 code for a protein of 326 amino acids. Gene Ontology annotation, cellular component: chloroplast outer membrane.
AAGCCCUCUCCUUAUCCCUUCCCUUCCUUCCCUUCCCUUGCCAUAAAACCCCGACGCCGUCCUUGUAUCACCCCCGCCUCCAUUCGCCGUGACCCCGCCUCCGCUUCUAGGGUUUGAUCUCCCACCGCGCCGGGCCGGCCCCCGCAUCUCCCGGGGACAGGAAGGAAGGGAAGCGCGUGGAUGGCGGCGCCGAUACCCCGCGAGUGGGUUGGGCUGCAGCAGUUCCCGGCGGCCACCCAGACCAAGCUGCACGAUCUCCUCGGCAAGCUCAAGGAGGAGAAUGUGAGCACGUUAACGAUACUGGUGAUGGGGAAGGGUGGGGUGGGGAAGUCAUCCACGGUCAACUCCAUCGUUGGGGAGAGGGUCGCUACUGUCAGCGCUUUCCAGUCCGAGGGUCUGAGGCCGACAAUGUGCAGCCGCACAAGGGCGGGGUUCACCUUGAACGUUAUCGACACUCCUGGGCUCAUUGAAGGUGGUUACAUCAAUGAGCAGGCUGUUGAGAUCAUAAAGAGGUUUCUUCUGGGCAAGACUAUUGAUGUUCUCCUGUAUGUGGAUCGCUUGGAUGCAUACAGAAUGGAUACACUGGAUGAACAAGUUAUAAGAGCUAUUACCGAUUCAUUUGGAAAGGACAUUUGGCGAAGAGCAUUGGUUGUAUUGACCCAUGCUCAGCUCUCCCCACCUGAUGGAAUAGAUUAUAAUGAUUUCUUUACAAGAAGAUCAGAGGCUCUUUUGCGAUACAUCCGCUCAGGUGCAGGAAUCAACAAACGAGAAUAUGGGGAUUUCCCCUUGCCAAUAGCUUUGGUGGAGAACAGUGGAAGGUGCAAGGUUAAUGAGCAUGGGGAGAAGAUUCUUCCGGACGGGACUCCGUGGGUUCCAAACCUGAUGAAAGAAAUUACUGUUGUCAUCUCAAACGGGAGCAAGUCCAUUCAUGUUGAUCAGAAGUUAAUCGAUGGCCCAAACCCCAAUAAUCGCUGGAAGAUAUUCAUACCACUUAUCCUUGCUGUGGAGUACUUUUUGGUGGUAAAAGGAAUCCGGAGGGCGAUCCAUGCUGAUAUAGCAAACGGGAAGGUGGAUGACUGGGAGCAGCGUUACCGGGACUUGGUUGGAAGCAAAGACCCCGUAGAGCAGAAAGGUUCUGCGUCCAAGAACCGCAAGGCCUAAGCUGGCGUAUUGGAGCGGGUUUCUUUUGCAUCGUGACCCAUUCAAUUCUCUGAUGUUCCUUUUGAGUUCCUAAUUCUAGUGGUCUGUUGGGGUGGUGGGGGGGGGGGACGCUUUAUAGAGUUCGCUGGGACAACUUGAACAAACUUGCCGUAUUGUAGUUGCUAAGAGUAUGCACUUCAUUUUAUGAUGCCCUUGCAAUUUUGAAAAUGUUAUUGAUCGAAUCCCUGUUUUUGAAUUUUUCGUAUGACACGAAUACACGGAGUGUAGUGGUUUGAAUGGGCCA